CUCUCUCCUCACCUCUCUCUCUCUGGCUGUGCGCUCUGCUUUGCCCUACUGUCCACUUUUUUCUUUAAUUCUCUCCUUCUUGGCCUUGCUUUUACUUUUCUUCCUCACUAUUUUAUUUGUAACUUUCGCCAGAAAAUUUGCUCCUUUUCCUCUCCUCUUCAUCUUUUUCCCUGUCCCUCCAAACUUUGGUGUUCUUGUGAAUCCGCUUUCUUCCUUUCUUCAGUGCUUGAAUUGGAGUUGCUUUCACUCUCACGAGCCUAAAAUGCCAGCCACUUCUAACCAGAUUCCCCGAAUUUAUGGGCUCUUGUGUUCCCAUCUGAUGAAACCCACUUCCAGAUUCUUACUUUCCUGAUAAAAAUUUGAGAAUCCGAACGACCUCCGUAACUUCCACCGGUUCUUUCAGCAAAAUGCAACUUGACUGGGGGCUUCAGCUCUGCUGCUAACGGCUAUUUAUGAGCUCCCAUGAAACCCAUUGCUCUCGUUCAGCUUCAUUUCAGGAACAUGAAGUUCGGUGGAGGUUACUCAAUUUAAUUUGCAGGUUCUGUGAGUUAUAGUGAACAACUCUCCAUGAAGUUCUAUUCAACUUCAUUGCAACCUUUCCUUUUGGGUAUGGUCAUUCUUUUUCCUCUGGCUAUUGCUGACUUAAAUUCAGAUAAGCAAGCCCUUCUUACUUUUGCCAAUGCUAUCCCCCAUCGCCGGCACCUUAAGUGGGAUCCAUCCACCUCUGUCUGUAAGUCUUGGGUUGGCAUCACUUGCAAUCCAAAUGGCACUCACGUUGUUUCUGUCAGGCUCCCUGGGAUUGGACUUGUUGGAUCCAUCCCGACUAAUACACUUGGAAAGCUUGACAACCUUAGAACUAUAAGCCUUCGAUCCAACCUAGUCAGUGGAAGUUUACCUGCUGAUAUUACUUCUCUUCCUUCUCUUCAGUAUCUCUACCUCCAGCACAAUAACCUUUCAGGUGAUAUACCUGCCUCAUUUUCAUCCCAACUAAAUGUACUUGAUCUGUCUUAUAAUUCUUUCACCGGUGUAAUUCCAGAGACAUUACAAAAUUUAACAGGACUGACUAGAUUAUACCUGCAGAACAACACCCUUUCUGGACCGAUACCUGAUCUCAAUGCCCCUAAGCUCAAGCUUUUGAACUUAAGUUACAACCAAUUGAAUGGCUCUAUCCCGACUGCUCUUCAGAAAUUUCCUAAUUCAUCCUUUGAAGGGAAUUCUCACUUAUGUGGGAAACCUCUAAAACCUUGCUUUCUGUCCCCCCCACCUCCUCCAGCCACACCAUUGGCUCCAGGAAAACAAAGCUCCAAAAAUAAAUUAAGUAAAGUAGCUAUCAUUGCAAUCGCUGUUGGAGGAGCUGUUCUGCUGUUACUUAUAGCUCUUGUUAUUCUUCUCUGCUGUUUAAAAAAGAAAGAUGAUGGAAGAUCCAGUGUAAUUAAAGGGAAGGGUCCUAGUGCUGGGAGGGGUGAGAAGCCAAAAGAAGAGUUUGGCAGUGGGGUGCAAGAACCGGAGAAAAACAAGCUGGUUUUCUUUGAGGGCUGUUCUUAUAAUUUUGAUCUUGAGGAUUUGCUAAGAGCUUCAGCUGAAGUCCUGGGAAAGGGUAGCUAUGGUACUGCAUAUAAGGCUGUAUUGGAGGAGUCUACUACUGUUGUGGUGAAAAGGUUGAAAGAAGUAGUGGUGGGGAAGAGAGACUUCGAACAGCAGAUGGAGACUGUGGGAAGGGUUGGCCAGCAUCCAAAUGUUGUACCCCUUCGUGCUUAUUAUUACUCAAAGGAUGAGAAGCUUUUAGUCUAUGACUAUAUCCCAGGGGGCAACCUGUCGACCCUAUUACAUGGUAGCAGGUCAGGUGGAAGAGCUCCGUUAGAUUGGGAUUCCCGACUGAAGGUCUCCCUAGGAGCUGCCCGAGGAAUUGCCCACAUACAUUCUGUUGGGGGUCCAAAAUUCACUCAUGGAAAUAUCAAGUCCUCAAAUGUCCUCAUCCAAGAUAAUGAAGCCUGCAUUUCUGAUUUUGGCUUGACCCCACUCAUGAAUGUUCCAGCAGCCCCCUCCAGAGCUGCAGGUUAUCGUGCUCCCGAGGUGAUCGAGACACGUAAACACACUCAUAAAUCAGAUGUGUACAGCUUUGGUGUCCUCCUCCUGGAAAUGCUUACAGGGAAAGCACCUCUCCAGUCACCAGGCCGUGAUGAUAUGGUUGAUCUCCCUAGAUGGGUUCACUCUGUUGUUAGGGAGGAAUGGACAGCUGAGGUUUUUGAUGUGGAGCUAAUGAGGUAUCAAAACAUCGAAGAAGAAAUGGUUCAGAUGUUGCAAAUUGCCAUGGCAUGUGUGGCAAAGGUGCCGGAUAUGCGACCUACCAUGGAUGAAGUAGUGAGAAUGAUCGAAGAGAUCCGGCAAUCUGACUCAGAGAACCGGCCAUCUUCGGAAGAGAAUAAAUCCAAGGACUCCAACGUUCAAACUCCAUAAAUUACUUUCUGGUGUUCCUUGGUGGUUCCAAACAAAAUUGAUUUCUAGACAUUCGUUACUUAGGAAGCUACAUUGAGUGGUAUAUAAGUGUGGGUGCUUACUCAGGUUUCUAAGUUGUAUCCAAACCUUUCCUGUCCAAUUGUGCAUUAUUUAUUUUUCUUCGCUGACGGAGUUCCUUGGGGUGUUCUGUUCAAAAUGUAGGUUUUUCCCCUUGUCUUUUCAUGAUUUCUUGUAACAUCAUGGGUUUAAUUGAUGAUCUUCAUUCUCGCAAA
Molecule: messenger RNA, 2729 nt
Organism: Prosopis cineraria
Lineage: Eukaryota; Viridiplantae; Streptophyta; Magnoliopsida; Fabales; Fabaceae
Product: probable inactive receptor kinase At5g58300
Biological process (GO): protein phosphorylation
Molecular function (GO): ATP binding; protein kinase activity; protein binding
Source: RefSeq, a predicted model, not a curated record